Molecule: messenger RNA, 1070 nt
Organism: Oldenlandia corymbosa var. corymbosa
Lineage: Eukaryota; Viridiplantae; Streptophyta; Magnoliopsida; Gentianales; Rubiaceae
Source: the annotation of a GenBank genome assembly
UAUUAAGCAAUUCCAGCUUUAAAGUUGUUAAACCCUUCUCCUCCCAACUCCUUCCAAUUCUCCUCCUUUCGCCGGCACUUCCCGCCACCAGUUCUGCAACAAUUGUUACUUCUUUUAUCUUCUAAAGAAAUUCAAUGGCGACCAAUAGCAAUUUACCCAGACGAAUAAUAAAGGUUAUUGUUCCUUCUUGGAAAACAAAUCUCUCUUUAUUUCACUUUCUGAUUACUGUGAUCAUCGGUAUAUGUCGUUGUUCUGCAUGUUUUUUAUUCCAUUGAACUUCUUAGUUACUUUUGUUAAUUGAAUUUUCGUUUGUGUUUUUGUCGGGUAUUAUAUCCUUGGGCAGGAAACGCAGCGGCUUCUCAGUGAACCAGCUCCGGGGAUCAGUGCUUCACCAUCCGAAGAAAAUAUGCGGUAUUUCAAUGUGAUGAUACUUGGCCCUGCACAAUCUCCUUAUGAAGGAGGUGUAUUCAAGCUGGAAUUAUUUUUGCCUGAAGAAUAUCCGAUGGCACCACCCAAGGUUCGCUUCUUAACCAAAAUAUACCAUCCAAAUAUCGACAAGUUGGGACGUAUUUGCCUUGACAUUCUCAAAGACAAGUGGAGUCCAGCUCUCCAGAUACGGACUGUGUUGUUAAGCAUACAAGCUCUUCUUAGUGCCCCCAAUCCAGAUGACCCACUCUCUGAAAACAUUGCAAAACAUUGGAAAUCAAAUGAGGUUGAAGCUGUUGAAACAGCGAAGGAAUGGACUCGGGUGUAUGCAACUGGGGCAUAACCAGUGUCUUACAGCUUCAACUGCUGCGGGGCAAUUACUCCCGGAAUUUGUGUCUCCCUUUGGAUAUGGAAAGGGAAGAUGUAUUGUGUAAACAAUUAGAAACUAGUCUUCAAGGUCUACCAUUGCCCAUUAGCUUGAAGCGAAUAUUUUUCUUCAGAAGGCUUGCCUUCUGUAGAGGAGUUUGAUUUGUAGUAUACUUGACGCUGUAUCCUCGAGCUUCAAACAUUUAUGUCCUGUUAAUGUUUAUCCUGCUAUCUUCUGUGAGGUGGUUCUUAUUUAGAUCAUUUGUUUUCUGGUAGCA